Messenger RNA from Thlaspi arvense, 522 nucleotides. The record is from the annotation of a GenBank genome assembly. NCBI's taxonomy places the organism in Eukaryota, Viridiplantae, Streptophyta, Magnoliopsida, Brassicales, Brassicaceae.
AUGGUAAAGGGGAAAGGGAAGAGAUUAGACAGAGCUUCGUCGGUUUCGUGGAUAGUGUGCUUGCUAUGCAGGGUGAUUCUCCUAUCAAAAAACUUCUCGUUAAAGUGCAUCACUGGUGUCCAUCCAGAUACUGUGAAUCGCUGGAUACGCAAUGUGCUGCGGCGUGGUGUCUCUGACCUCAAUCUCUUCACUGAUUUUUCCGACGAGGACACCGAAGAGGAUAGUUGUCUGCCUAGAGAGCUGUUCUUGAGUAGUACACUCGUCAAGCUAAAGCUAAGAAGUGAACACUGUGUUGAUUGGUGGUGGCGUGGCGGAAUGAUGGGCUAUUCCUUUACCUUACCGAUGCUUAAAAGUCUUGAUAUUGAUUCGCACUUGAUCUUUUGUGGUGAGAUUGAGGAGUUUAUUCCUUCUUUCCCUGUGCUUGAGGAACUACGAAUGGCUAACAUGGACUGGGGAGAAACGGAUGUGACCGUGUCGAGUGCAAGCCUCAGAAAGCUAAGUCUUCCACGGCACUGGUUGUGA